Molecule: messenger RNA, 612 nt
Organism: Fusarium redolens
Lineage: Eukaryota; Fungi; Ascomycota; Sordariomycetes; Hypocreales; Nectriaceae
Exons: 2
Coding region: 378-569 (63 amino acids)
Source: RefSeq, a predicted model, not a curated record
AUCAGAACACAGACAACUCGUCCGAACAUCACUCAUAACAGCAAUCGAGACUUACCUCCUUCAUACCAAAUCCACAGUAAUCGCAGCUUUCCAUAACCCAAGACCGUCUUUCAUUUCUUUAGCAAUUAUUCACUUUCAAGUGCCAGUUCAGCCAUACCCAGUAAAAUUCGUCGAUAUCAAAUUCAGGACAUCAUCAACUCAGAGCCAGAAGUCAGCAUUGAUCGAGUUACACAGUUCCCCAAUAUCAAACGCAGAGUUCCAGCUUUAGAAAUCGCCCACAUCGACACUCGAUACUGAACCAAGUCUUGGACCGACUGUUCCACGCACUGAUAUCACUAAAAAGAUACAAUCGGUAUUCUCUUUCUGUACAUGACCAUAUGAGAGAACUCAACAGACGAGUUCAAAGUCAGGUUAAAGACAAACCAGCCACUUGCAAAUUGCAAAGUGACACGCUAAGAGACCAUUUUACGGUCACCCCUCACUACAUCUUUCGCCCAACGUUUACCUGUACACUCUAUCGUCAAAGUUAUAUGCAGUCAUCGAAUAUCUGCUUCCAUUCUUUUACAUAAUACAAGAUUGAAGCACACGGAGACAAGAUGGUUCGCACUGCCG